AUGAGGACGGCCGCUGAGUUGAUACCUGUUAAGAAACUCUCAAUUUGUGCCCUGAAAAGCCAUAAUGGAGAUAUCAAUGCCUCCACCUCAGAUAUAUGUAGAAAAAACUCUGGCCAUUAUCAAACCAGAUAUUGUUGACAAAGAGGAGGAGAUACAAGAUAUUAUUCUUAGAUCCGGAUUCACCAUUGUUCAGAGAAGAAAACUACACCUCAGCCCUGAGCAAUGUAGUAACUUUUAUGUGGAACAGUAUGGAAAAAUGUUUUUCCCCAAUUUAACAGCUUACAUGAGUUCUGGACCACUUGUCGCCAUGAUAUUAGCUAGACAUAAAGCCAUCUCUUAUUGGUUAGAACUUUUGGGACCAAAUAAUAGCUUAGUAGCGAAGGAGACACAUCCAGACAGUUUGAGGGCAAUUUAUGGCACAGAUGACCUAAGGAAUGCACUUCAUGGGAGUAAUGACUUUGCUGCUGCGGAAAGAGAAAUACGUUUUAUGUUUCCUGAAGUGAUUGUUGAGCCCAUUCCAAUUGGACAAGCUGCUAAGGACUAUUUAAAUUUACAUAUAAUGCCAACUCUGCUUGAAGGACUCACAGAGCUUUGUAAGCAAAAACCAGCAGAUCCUUUGAUUUGGCUAGCUGAUUGGCUGCUGAAAAAUAAUCCUAACAAACCCAAACUUUGUCACCAUCCAGUUGUAGAAGAACCUUAUUAAAAAAAAUCCUCGAAAGAACAAAUCAUGAACUAUCUUAUUGUAAAAGGCUGUACUUCUACUGUUUGAAAAAAUUAUUUCUAGGGUUUAAGUAACUACAAGUAAAAUAAAUUUAUUUCUUAAAAAUAAGUGUUACAGGAAUAACUAUUCUAUGAAGCAGAUAACAUUAAGGUAAAAUAUAGGCUUAGAGUAUGAUUUUAACAAUGAUGUAACACUAGAUAAUGGAAAACUGAUGUAAGAUGUUGCUAGAUGUUUUUGUUUUUCUUAAGUUUGAGAAGUAAGACAUAAAGUUUAGUUAUACAUUUUCCCAAGCACAUAUCCUAUAUCUAGAUACAUAAUUAAUGCACAGUUGAGACAGUCUAGUUUAAAAGGCGUAGGUCCUUUUGUAGUCCAUAAGCAUGAUGAUUUGGUUUCAUGCUCAUGUGUGAGAUAUGCUUCCCUCAAACCUUGUUACAGCAUCAUCACAUUACCUGUUUGAUGUAAAAAAUAAAAAAUAGAAAGGUGUAAGUAUAUAAAUAAUUUUUUGGUACAGUGAAAAUGGCCAGAACCAGGGGAUGAUCUUAAACUAAUCACUUGGAUAACUAUUAGGCUGGUGCAAAAGCAAUUAUGGUUUUUGCCAUUAAAAACAAUGGCAAAAACCACAAUCACGGCCGGUCUUGGUGGCUCACGCCUGUAAUCCCAGCACUUUGGGAGGCCGAGGCGGGUGGAUCACGAGGUCAGGAGAUUGAGACCAUCCUGGCUAACACGGUGAAACACCGUCUCUACUAAAUAUACAAAAAAUUAGCUGGGCGUAGUGGCGGGCGCCUGUAUUCCCAGCUACUCGGGAGGCUGAGGCAGGAGAAUGGCAUGAACCCAGGGGGCGGAGCUUGCAGUGAGCUGAGAUCGCACCACUGCACUCCAGCCUGGGCGACAGAGCGAGACUCUGUCUCAAAAAAAAAAAAAAAAAGAAAAAAGAAAAAAAAAAAAGAAAGUAUAAUGUAAGAAAAUGUAAAAACAAAAAGAAAAA
Pongo pygmaeus (Bornean orangutan) is the source of this 1706-nucleotide messenger RNA. It is a transcript of the gene NME5, whose product is annotated as NME/NM23 family member 5. The transcript has 6 exons. The record is from RefSeq and is a predicted model, not a curated record. Gene Ontology annotation, molecular function: nucleoside diphosphate kinase activity. Lineage: Eukaryota; Metazoa; Chordata; Mammalia; Primates; Hominidae. Gene Ontology annotation, biological process: negative regulation of oxidative stress-induced intrinsic apoptotic signaling pathway; GTP biosynthetic process; spermatid differentiation. Gene Ontology annotation, cellular component: cilium. The coding region runs from base 65 to 703 and encodes 212 amino acids.